This is a messenger RNA of Alosa alosa (allis shad), 1372 nucleotides long. It is a transcript of the gene thg1l, whose product is annotated as tRNA-histidine guanylyltransferase 1-like. Lineage: Eukaryota; Metazoa; Chordata; Actinopteri; Clupeiformes; Clupeidae. Gene Ontology annotation, biological process: tRNA modification. Bases 349 to 1233 code for a protein of 294 amino acids. The transcript has 7 exons. Gene Ontology annotation, molecular function: magnesium ion binding; tRNA guanylyltransferase activity. The record is from RefSeq and is a predicted model, not a curated record.
CUCUAGACGGACAUAUUUACAUGCUGGACUCGAGUGCGUGCUCUGCAGUUGCAUGUUUUCACAUUUUCCCAGGGCUGAUGCUGGCGAGUGCCCCCACGCGCGACUUCAGGUAUCCCAGUCGCCAGUGGAAACAGAUGACGGCGGCAUGAGGAAAAGCAAACUGGACGUUACAGACCACGAAGACACACAGAACGGCUAACGUCGCGAGGAACGCGAGGCUGUGAGGAGGGAACCGGACAUCGCGUUAGAGGUGUGACUGUGGUUUGUGGCGUUGACUCUGGUGACAAACUUGUUAGUGGCCCCCUAACAUGUUUUGGCCAUAGACUGUAUAGUUUUGGCAGACGCUGCAUGCUGUUGAGGGUGGGGUGUGUGUGUGUGAAAGAUCCUAGGUUUCUCCGGCGGGCGUUCUCCUGUGGCGGCGUUGUCGUCAUGGCGAAGAGUAAGUUCGAGUAUGUGCGGAGUUUCGAGACUGAUGACACGUGCCUCAAAAACUGCUACAUUGUAGUGAGACUGGAUGGACGCAAUUUCCACAAGUUCUGUGAUCAGCAUGCGUUUGUGAAGCCCAAUGACGAACGCGCGCUGGCGCUGAUGCGGAGGAGUGCGGAGUGUGUGAUGGAGCAGCUGGAGGAUGUGUGUGUGGCGUACGGCCAGAGUGACGAGUUCAGUUUCGUCUUCAAACGCUCAACACACUGGUUCAAAAGAAGAGCCAGUAAGCUCAUGACCCAUGUGGCCUCCCAGUUCUCCUCCAGCUUUGUUUUCUACUGGGGUGAUUAUUUUACCCAUCAGCCCCUGCUCUACCCUCCCAGCUUUGAUGGACGAGUGGUGCUGUAUCCUAGCAACCGUAACCUGAGAGACUACCUGAGCUGGCGACAGGCUGACUGCCAUAUUAAUAACCUGUAUAACACAGUGUUUUGGAGCCUGGUGCAGAAAGGAGGCCUGAGCACAUCACAAGCUGAAGAGCGACUCAAGGGUACAGUGGCUGCAGAUAAAAAUGAGAUUCUGUUCUCUGAAUUUAACAUCAACUACAAUAAAGAGCCCCUGCUCUACCGCAAAGGCACCACUCUCAUCUGGGACACGACAGAAGAGGUCACCACCAAGAAGGUGAAAGCAGCCAAUCAGAAUGAGUCAGAAGUCCAUGUGACCCGCACCAGAAAGAAGGUCACUGCCCACCAUUGUGACAUCAUUGGAGAACAGUUCUGGGCUGAGCAUCCAGAUAUUCUGGAGUCGGACUGAGCAGCUCCAUCAGGAGCGCAUACACACACACACACACUGGACUGUUGAGUCGAGUCUCAUGCCAAUAGCCUACCACCUUGUGACUGAAGUUCAUCUACAUUUUCAUGUUUGUUGUAAUAAACCGAUUGUCUUAAGUGUG